Myzus persicae (green peach aphid) is the source of this 1027-nucleotide messenger RNA. Its product is annotated as endolytic peptidoglycan transglycosylase RlpA-like. The coding region runs from base 145 to 792 and encodes 215 amino acids. The record is from RefSeq and is a predicted model, not a curated record. The transcript is spliced from 3 exons. NCBI's taxonomy places the organism in Eukaryota, Metazoa, Arthropoda, Insecta, Hemiptera, Aphididae.
UCGUAGUCACAUAUGUUUAAAACGAUUCUUUUCGUCUCAGUUUCACGGCGAAUUAAUUUCACAGUAUUAUAGUGUUGCUAAUGAUAUACUAUAGACAGUCUACAAUUGAUAAAACUAUUCGAACGUUAAAGGUUUGAAGCAAAAAUGAAGGAAACUACAGUUGUUUGGGCCAAGCUAUUUCUAAUCCUCCUAAUUUUAGCUAAACCUCUUGGUCUUAAAGGUAACCAUGAAUGCAAGCACCUCGGAAACAAUUCGUGUUUAAGCCACAGUGAAUGUUGUUCUGGUUAUUGUUAUAGGGAACCCGGUUGGGAAUUGGGAGUAUGUAGAAAAGCACACAGUCCCGAGAAGCCAGUCGAAUCAAAUGGCAAAAAACACAAGGAGCACUCACAUGCCAGAAUAGAUGACAUUUACGAAAAAGGCGUUUGUGGGUAUUACUCAGGAGGGGAAAUUACUGCAAACGGUGAUGUGUUCGACGAAAACGAAAUGACCGCCGCUCACCAGACGUUGCCGUUCGACACGAUGGUCAACGUGGAGACCAUGGGUACCAGUGUGGUGGUCAAGAUCAACGACCGUAAGACUGCUGCGGACGGACAAGUAUUGCUCUUGUCACGUGCGGCGGCCGAGAGUAUGAACAUCGAUGAGAAUACGGGCCCUGUACAGUGUCAGUUAAAACUGACCAAAGUGGGCUGCAUUCCAAAUUUCGGAGACCCGUGUGUGAUGCACCACGAAUGCUGUUCACGGUACUGUUUCAAGGAAAUGUAUUCAGAGAAAGGGUUUUGCAUACCAAAAUAAUUAGACGAAAGCCGAGUUGCAGUCCGGUCUAGCGACGUUGAUUAGCCAGUGCAAACGAAAUAGUACUAUAAUCCGUGACUAAUUGAUUCAGUUUCCGCCAUUGAAUAAUAUACCAUACUUUAAUCAUAUUUAACCGCUCAUUAUUUUGGAAAUAAUUAUUAAAUAAAAACAUCUAUUCAAAAAUCAUCAAGAGCAAUGUAAUCAUUUCAUUUAAAAUAAAAACUAGGUACCUAUA